Messenger RNA from Paramecium tetraurelia, 630 nucleotides. RefSeq lists its product as uncharacterized. Lineage: Eukaryota; Ciliophora; Oligohymenophorea; Peniculida; Parameciidae. The record is from RefSeq and is a predicted model, not a curated record. The transcript has 4 exons.
AUGUAAGAAAACUUAAUUCAAAUUGACUUCUCAUAAAUAGAAAGUUUGGAUCCCUGUAUACAAGGAGGAUAUAAGAUAAUUUUCAAUCAAGAGAUCCCUUUUAUGAUUAAAUUUCCAGACUAAGAAGAUCAGAGUAUUAUUGAAAUAAUCAGAGUCAGAAUCAUGAUUUUGGGAAAUGGAAAAGAUUUAUAACAAUUAACUUUAGAGUUAUCAAGCGAAAAUGAUUUAUUUUUCUAUUAUUUUCACACAGUCGAUAAAGACAAUUUUCAAGUUGUCAAAACUAAUUAAAAACUCAACACAGAUUUCUUUGGGUAUCCAGAAGUAUGCGUUAAAACAUUCAGGAGAUGUUUAUUGGAAAAAUAGCAAUUUGCUCCUGUGUUGUACAUUUAACAAAAUGCAAGAGCUUAAGUGAGUAUUGUUUAAACAUUGGAGUAUAAAGAUUUGACUUUGAUCACAUUUGAAAUGAUUGCUGGGGAUGAAGAAAUCAUAAAAUAGCAUAUCUACUACAAGCAUGGUGCAGUAAAAUCUAAGUUUUAGAUAUUAAAUGCAAAAAUAAAAGAUAUACAUGAAUUAGUCAAAGUAAAGAAUCCAUAGUUGUUGCUUCAUUUAUAAAAAUACCUUCCUAAUUGA